This is a messenger RNA of Candoia aspera, 18047 nucleotides long. It is a transcript of the gene DST, whose product is annotated as dystonin. Bases 251 to 17296 code for a protein of 5681 amino acids. Gene Ontology annotation, cellular component: membrane; intermediate filament; cytoplasm. Gene Ontology annotation, biological process: wound healing; intermediate filament cytoskeleton organization. The record is from RefSeq and is a predicted model, not a curated record. The transcript has 97 exons. NCBI's taxonomy places the organism in Eukaryota, Metazoa, Chordata, Lepidosauria, Squamata, Candoiidae. Gene Ontology annotation, molecular function: structural molecule activity; calcium ion binding; microtubule binding.
GAGCGGUGCUGCUGCAGCCAUUCGGAGCCCUCAAUCCAGGGCCACACGCUCAUGCUCCUCCUUCCCCGGCCGUCUAAAGAGGCAAGCUUGCCCUUCGCUGCGUUUUCUCAGCAACGUUCCUGUCUGUCCUUCGGGCUCAUUCCUCAACAUUCCUUCGGAGCCCCCUUUCUUCCCACCGCGGGCCAGAAAUUAGAAAAAAAUCCUCCCCGGAUUUCCUUCAGACGAACACACACAGAGACACGCUUGAACCAUGAUCGCGGCCGCCUUUUUAGUCUUGCUGAGACCUUACAGCAUCCAGUGUGCCCUCUUCUUGCUGCUGCUGCUGGUGGGGACCAUCGCCACAAUUUUAUUCUUCUGCUGCUGGCACCGUAAGUUCCAGAAAGGGAGGCAUCCGAUCAAAUCGGUCUUUUCAGGGCGCUCAAGGAGCCGAGAUGCUGUAAUGAGAACUCAUCACUUUCGUUCCGAGGGUUUUAGACCGAGUCCACGCCAUGUCAGAAGACGUGUAGUCCCUCGCCUUGAAGAAAUACAGCCCCUGGUAGAAGCACGUCAACUGAGUGAGCAAGAAACAUCAGUUAAGAAAAGAAAAAUCAAGAAGAGUAGCAGAGUCCAACCAGAAUUCUACCAUUCCAUUCAAGUCACACCUACUCGAAAGCCGAGCUCGGGAAACGCUUCUUACAGAUGCUCCAUUUCUUCCUCUGCGGAUUUUUCCGACGACGAUGAUUUCAGCCAAAAAUCUGGCUCCCUUUCUCCGGCUCCGGGUGACACCCUACCGUGGAAUCUACCUAAACACGAGAGAUCCAAGAGGAAGAUUCAAGGAGGAUCCGUGCUGGACCCCGCUGAGAGAGCUGUGCUCAGGAUAGCCGAUGAACGGGACAAAGUACAAAAGAAAACAUUCACAAAAUGGAUAAACCAGCACCUCAUGAAGGUUCGCAAGCAUGUUAAUGACCUGUACGAAGACCUGAGAGAUGGACAUAACCUGAUUUCUCUUUUGGAAGUUCUUUCAGGAGAUACUUUACCCAGAGAGAAAGGACGGAUGCGCUUUCACAGACUACAGAAUGUCCAAAUUGCCCUUGAUUAUUUGAAAAGACGGCAGGUGAAACUGGUGAACAUUCGAAAUGAUGACAUAACAGAUGGGAAUCCUAAAUUGACAUUGGGAUUAAUAUGGACCAUAAUUUUGCACUUUCAGAUUUCUGAUAUCCAUGUUACUGGAGAGUCAGAGGAUAUGUCUGCUAAAGAGCGAUUGCUUCUUUGGACACAACAGAUAACAGAAGGUUAUUCUGGAAUUCGUUGUGAAAAUUUCACUACUUGUUGGCGAGAUGGGAAAUUGUUUAAUGCCAUCAUUCAUAAAUACAGGCCGGACCUGGUAGACAUGAAUACUGUUGCUGUUCAAAGCAACCUUGCAAAUUUAGAGCAUGCUUUUUUUGUAGCCGAAAAACUUGGAGUUGCCAGGCUUUUGGAUCCUGAAGAUGUUGAUGUCUCCUCGCCAGAUGAGAAGUCAGUAAUCACUUAUGUAUCAUCACUUUAUGAUGCAUUUCCCAAAAUACCUGAAGGUGGUGAAGGCAUCAGUGCACAUGAUGUUGAAGUCAAGUGGAUUGAAUACCAGAAUAUGGUGAACUACCUCAUCCAAUGGAUUAGGCACCAUGCCACAAUAAUGGUUGACAGAGCAUUUCCAAAUAAUCCUGUGGAACUCAAGGCACUUUAUAACCAAUAUUUACAGUUUAAAGAAACAGAAAUUCCACCGAAGGAGAUAGACAAAUCAAAAAUCAAACAUCUGUAUAAAUUAUUAGAGGUUUGGAUUGAAUUUGGGCGUAUCAAGCUUCCUCAAGGCUACCACCCAAAUGACAUUGAAAAGGAAUGGGGGAAGCUAAUUAUUGCUAUGUUGGAAAGAGAGAAAAUGCUCCGACCAGAAGUUGAAAGGUUAGAUAUGCUGCAGCAAAUUGCAAACAGAGUCCAGAGGGACAGCCUGAGUUGCGAAGACAAACUAAUGCUUGCUCGAAAUGUUGCGCAGUCAGAUAGAAAACGAUUAGAAGCAGGUCUCCAGUUCCAAAAUGAAGCUGAGAUUGCAGGCUAUCUACUGGAGUGUGAGAAUCUUCUCCGCCAACAAGUUAUGGAUGCCCAGAUUCUUACUGAUGGAAAAUAUUAUCAAGCGGAUCAGUUAGUCCAGAGGGUUGCAAAACUCCGAGAUGACCUUAUGGCCUUAAAAGCUGAGUGUUCCUCAAUCUACAAGAAGGGGAGAAUACUGACAACAGAACAGACCAAGAUGAUGAUAUCAGGAAUAACACAAAGUUUAAACUCAGGAUUUGUACCAAACCUAAGCCCCAAUUUAAACUCUGGACUAAAUCAGGGCUUAUCCCCCUCCUUGACCUCAUCCACUCUGAUGUCAGGUUUUUCCCCAAGACUGACUCCAGCCAUCACCCCAGCAUACACUCCAGGGUUCCCACCACGAUUAAUUCAAAGCUACGUAACUGGAGUUGACACAGGUGCACUGCAAACACUCAAAUUGACACAGAUCCGAAAACCCCUGAUGAAAUCAGCUUUUAUUGAUCAGAAUUUAACAGAAGAAGAAGUCAAUAUGAAAUUUGUCCAGGACCUCUUAAGAUGGGUAGAUGAAAUGCAGGUGCAACUUGAUCGGACUGAAUGGGGUUCAGAUUUGCCAGGUGUUGAAAGGCAUGUUGAAAAUCAUAAGAAUGUUCACAAAGCUAUUGAAGAAUUUGAGUCAAGCCUUAAAGAAGCAAAAAUCAGUGAGAUCCAAAUGACUGCUCCCCUUAAACUCAGCUAUGCAGAAAAAUUGCACAAACUGGAGAGCCAAUAUGCAAAACUUUUGAAUACAUCAAGAAAUCAGGAAAGACACCUUGACACCCUUCACAAUUUUGUAUCACGUGCCACUCGGGAACUUAUAUGGUUGAAUGAAAAAGAGGAGGAGGAAGUUGCACAUGACUGGAGUGAAAGAAACACAAAUAUAGCAAGGAAAAAGGAAUAUCAUGCCGAUCUGAUGAGAGAACUUGAUCAGAAAGAAGAAGUUAUUAAAUCAGUUCAGGAAAUAGCAGAACAAUUGCUCUUUGAAAACCACCCUGCAAGAUUAACUAUUGAGGCCUACCGAGCUGCAAUGCAAACACAGUGGAGCUGGAUUUUACAGCUUUGCCAAUGUGUUGAACAGCAUUUAAGAGAAAACACUGCAUAUUUUGAGUUUUUCAGUGAUGCCAAAGAAGCUAUAGAUUACUUGAAGAAUUUAAGAGAUGCUGUACAUCGAAAAUACAGUUGUGACAGAUCCAGCAGUAUUCAUAAACUAGAAGAUCUGAUCCAAGAGUCUAUGGAAGAAAAAGAACAGCUCCUGCAGUACAAGAGCACAGUGGCAGGCCUUGUGGGGAGAGCAAAGACAAUAGUUCAGCUGAAGCCAAGGAAUCCCGAUAAUUCCCUCAAAACAUCCAUUCCAGUUAAGGCCAUCUGUGACUAUCGACAGAUUGAGAUAACCAUUUACAAGGAUGACGAAUGUGUCCUAGCAAGCAACUCUCAUCGGGCAAAAUGGAAAGUGAUUAGUCCAAGUGGUAACGAGGCCAUGGUUCCCUCAGUUUGUUUUACCAUUCCUCCUCCCAACAAAGAAGCCAUAGACACUGCAAAUAGAAUUGAACAGCAGUAUCAGAAUGUCCUGGCUCUGUGGCAUGAAUCGCACAUAAAUCUGAAGAGUGUAGUUUCUUGGCACUAUUUAACAAAUGAAAUUGAAACUGUUCGAGCAAGUAAUGUGGCUUCGAUCAAAACACUCUUGCCGGGUGAACAUCAGCAGGUUUUAAGCAACUUGCAAUCCCGCUUUGAUGAAUUCUUGGAAGACAGCCAGGAAUCCAAAAUCUUCUCUGUUGCUGACAUUGCCCAGUUGGAAAGGGAAGUGAGUGUAUGCAAACAGUACUACCAAGAGCUCCUGAAGUCUGCUGAGAGAGAGGAGCAUGAGGAAUCCAUUUAUAAUUUAUAUAUCUCAGAAGUUCGAAACAUCAGACUUCGGUUGGAGAAUUGUGAAGAUCGUUUGAUUAGACAAAUUCGAACUCCGCUGGAGAGGGAUGACUUACCUGAAAGUGUGUUUCGUAUCUCUGAGCAAGAGAAGCUUAAAAAGGAGCUGGAUCGACUCAAAGAUGAUUUGGAAACAAUCACCGAUAAAUGCAAUGAUUUCUUCAGCCAAGCUGCUGGUUCACCCUCGGUCCCAACUCUGCGGUCUGAACUUAAUCUUGUAAUUCAGAACAUGAAUCAGGUUUACUCUAUGUCUUCCAUUUACAUAGAAAAGUUAAAAACUGUAAAUUUGGUGCUCAAAAACACUCAAGGAGCUGAAGCACUAGUAAAACAGUAUGAGACUAAACUUUGUGAAGAAGACCCAUUAACUGCGGACAAGAGCAAUAUUGAGAACCUGAUGGGUACACUGAAGCAAUGGAGAUCUGAAGUUGAUGAAAAAAGAGAAGUAUUCCAUGCCCUAGAAGAUGAACUCCAGAAGGCAAAAGCAAUUAGUGAUCAGAUGUUUAAAACACACAAGGAACGGGAUCUGGACUUUGACUGGCACAAAGAGAAAGCGGAUCAAUUAACUGAGAGGUGGCAAAAUGUUCAUUCUCAGAUUGAAAACAGGUUGCGUGACUUAGAGACUAUCAAUAAAUCACUAAAGUACUACAGGGAUACUUACGGUGCAUUGGAUAACUGGAUUAAGCAAGUUGAAGAAACUCAGCAAAAAUUUCAGGAAAACCCACCCCAGAGCAGUAAAGCUCUGGCAAAACAGCUAAAUGAGCAGAAGAUGCUAGUGUCUGAAAUAGAGAUGAAACAAAACAAACUAGAUGAAUGCCAAAAAUACUCAGAACAGUAUUCAGCUGCAGUAAAGGAUUAUGAGUUGCAAACAAUGACAUACAGAGCCAUGGUUGAUUCCCAGCAAAAAUCCCCUGUAAAACGCAGAAGGAUGCAGAGUUCCUCUGAUUUCAUUAUCCAAGAGUUUAUGGAUUUACGAACACGCUAUACAGCCUUGGUAACCUUGAUGACUCAGUAUAUAAAGUUUGCUGGUGACUCUUUGAAAAGGCUAGAGGAGGAAGAGAAAUCAAUGGAAGAGGAAAAGAAAGAACAUGUUGAAAAAACUGGGGACUUACUGAAAUGGGUUACAGAAAUCACCAAGAGCAUCAACAAAGGUGGUGGAGAAAGGGCUGAAAAAGCAGAUUUUCUUAAGAAGCAGAUCUCUUCUGAUGAAUUAUCAGCCAAGAAAGAACAGAUAUCAGAGGCUUUGCAAGCAACCCAGAUAUUUUUAGCAAAACAUGGUGACAAAAUGACAAAUGAGGAGAAAAAUGAAAUGGAAAAUCAUAUGAAGUCCUUGCAAGAAUGUUACAAACUCUUAUCCAAUGAAGGUUUGAUACAGUUGGAAGAAGAAAGAAAUAUAGAUGAUGAAAACAUGGAUGCAAAGGAUUUGAUGGAACAACACCAGGAAUUCAGGGAAAAAUUACAGGAUAUAUGUGAUCUCCUCACACAGACGGAAAAUCAGAUCAUCGGCCACAAAGAAGCCCUCGUGAUUGAAGAUAGCAAGACUGAAUUACAGCAAUACCAAGCCAGGCAAGAGGAGCUGCAGAAAGAUAUGCAAGCAAAUACACAGGCAUUGGCAGAAAUUGUGAAAAAUACAGAAAUGUUCUUGAAAGAAAAUGGAGAAAAGCUGCCACAGGAAGAUAAGACUGCUCUGGAGAAGAAACUGCAUGAAGCAAAAACUAAGUGUUUGCUGCUUAGCCAGAAGGCAGAGGAAUCCAGAAAACAGCUGGAUAAAGCUGUGACAACAGCUAUUAAACAAGAAACAGAAAAGGUUGCAGCUAGACAACAACUAGAAGAGAGCAAAAAUAUAAUAGAAAAUCUUCUGGAUUGGUUGUCAAAUGUAGACAAAGAUGCUGAACACAGAGAUACAAAAUGCAAGCCAACGAUCAAACUGAAUGGUACACAUUUCCAUGAAGGAGAUGAAGAGGAUUUGAUUGGAGGGGAAGAUGAAGUAAAUGGCAACUUGCUGGAAAUCCAAGAACAGAAUGAAACUCAUGUAGAUGGACAACAUACACUUUUGGAAGAUAAUCUCAACAUGCAAUACCAGAAAGCUAAGGCGCAACAUGAAAAGAUUAUUUCGCGGCAACAAGCUGUCAUUGUAGCAACACAGUCAGCUCAGGCUCUGCUUGAGAAGCAAGGACAUCAUCUUUCACCAGAGGAAAAAGAAAAAAUCCAAAGGAACUUGAAGGAGCUGAAGGUGCAAUACAAGACUGCAUUAGCUGAGUCAGAACAGAAACUGAAAUUAACUCGCUCACUACAGGAGGAGCUUGAGAAGUUUGAUGCAGAUUAUGGUGUGUUUAAAACUUGGCUGCAACAGGCAGAGCAAGAACUUGAGAACCUGGAGAUUGGAGCCACUGACUUUGGCGGUAUUAUCAUCAAACUACAAAGGCAGAAAAGUUUUUCCGAAGAUGUCAUUUCUCACAAAGGGGAUUUGCGGUUCAUCACCAUUGCUGGACACAGAGUAUUGGAUGCUGUUAAGUCCUGCAACAAAAUAGAAGGUGUCAGAUAUGAGAAAGAAGGCAUGGAUACUUCAUCUACUUACACAGAAGUACAGAAUAAGCUGGAUAGAGCAACUGGUCGCUUCAAAACUCUCUACUCCAAGUGCAGUAUCUUUGGAAAUAACCUCAAAGAUCUGGUAGAUAAGUAUCAGAAUUACAAAGAUGCUUCAUCUGGACUUCUGUCUGGACUUCAGGACUGUGAAGAAGCUGUGAAUAAGCAACUAUCUGAGUCAAUUGCUGGGGAUCCAAAAAAUCUUCAAAGGCAGCUAGAAAAAACCAAGGUGCUUCAGGGACGAGUGUCUAGUCACCAGGUUGCAGUAGAGAAACUGAAAAAAGCGGCUGAAGUGCUUUUUGACACCAGGGGAAAAUUAUUGCCAGACAAAGAUGAAAUCCAGCAUACAUUGGACACUAUUGUAGAUAAGUAUAACCAGUUAUCUAAAGCAGUGAAUGAUCGUAAUGAAAAACUCCAAAUUACUUUGACUCGUUCAUUAAGCGUUCAGGAUGGAUUAGAUGAAAUGCUUGAUUGGAUGAAUGUUGUUGAGAAGAAUCUUGAGGUACAAGGCCAAGUGCCUUUGAAUUCUGCUGCUAUUGAAGAUGUCAUUAGGAAAAGUAUGGCGCUAGAACAAGACAUCAUAGGCCGUCAGAGCAGCCUAAAUGCCAUGAAAGAAAAAAUGAAUAAAUUCAUGGAAACUGCAGAUCCCUCAACUGCAUCUUCUUUAGAAACAAAAAUGAAUGAUCUUUCCCAGCGGUUUUGUGAAGCUAAUAAUAAACAUAAGAAAAAACUGGAAGAUAUGGAAAAAUUGAAGACCAAAGUGGAGGUGUUUGAAAGUCUGUCUGAUAAACUUCAGUCAUUCUUCAACAAGAAAGCUCAAGCCCUCAGUGAGGCUGAUAUUCCAGGAAAGGAUGUUGCUGAAAUGUCCCUCUUUGUGCAGGAAACCAACACAGAAUUGAUGGAGCAGAAAAAAGAUCUUGAAGUUUUGCAACACCUCAUUGAAGAACUUUCUCCUCAUGCUCUUCCAGGAGACAAGUCAUUAGUGUUAGAAAAAGUAAAUGCCUUGUCAAAGAAAUUCAGGGAAAUGGAAGAAACGACACGAGAAAAAGAGAAGGAUGUGUUCUCUUGCCAACAACAAAUGGAUGCAUUCAAGUGUUUUGUUGAGUCUCUGAAGAAAUGGAUAGAUGAAAUGACAGAAAAAAUUCCCCAAGUACAGCCCUCUUUAAAUACUGAUAGCUUAAAGAAACAUUUGCAAAGCACGAAGGAUUUGGAAGAUGAAUGGAAUACAAAGGCACCUGAUAUUAAGAAAAUGAAUAGCAGAGGAAAUACUUUGUGUAACCUAAUUAUUGCUGUGACUUCCACUGCAAAGCCAUGGGGAGUAAAAUCAGAUGUAACUGGGACAAUACUGAAUGGAGAUGAAACAGCUACUGGUGACCAGGGUUUCAUGACAAACAAAGAACUGACCACUAUUCAAAAUAACAUGUCAACUGUAAAUCAGAGUUAUGAUGAUUUGGGAGCAAUACUGAAGGACAAAAGAUCAGAACUGGAAUCAAUGCUUUUAAAUGUGCAAAACAUUCAAGAAGAAACAAGUUCAAUGAUGGAAUGGUUACAGAAAAUGGACACAGUUGCAGCCAAAUGGGAAACAACUGUUCUUGACAGUGAAACAGUUAAAGAAAAAGUUGAUCAACAUAAGCUGUUUGAAACAGAAUUGAAGCAGAACGAGAAUAAAGUGCAAGAGCUGAAGGACAGAGUCACAGAGCUGUUGGGAAAAAACCCUGAUUCUUCUGAGGUGCCAAAAUGGAAACAGAUGUUAGAGAAAAUAGAUUCCAAAUGGAAUGAACUCAGCCAGGUAGCAGCUGAUAGACAGAAAAAAAUGGAGGAAUCAUCAAAUUACCUGACCCAAUUUCAGGCAACCGAGGCUCAGUUAAAACAAUGGCUGGUGGAAAAAGAAUUAAUGAUCAGCGUGCUUGGACCACUAUCGAUUGAUCCAAAUAUGCUAAACACACAGAAACAGCAAGUCCAGAUUCUGCUCAAAGAAUUUGACACCCGGAAACCCCAGUAUGAACAGCUGACUGCAGCAGGUCAAGGAAUCCUCCAGAGGCCAGGAGAACACCCCCCUUCUCAUGAAAGAGUGAAGCAGCAGUUGAUGGCAGUGGCACAGAAAUGGGAUGGUUUAACAGGACAACUGAGUGACCGCUGUGGUCGGAUUGAACAAGUCAUUGUCAAAAGCACAGAGUACCAGAACUGUCUGAAGAGCCUCUCUGAGAAACUUAGCACCCUGGAGAAUAAACUCAGCCAGAACCUGGCUAUAAGUGCAGACCCUGAUUCUGUGAAGCAGCAGUUGGAAACGGCCCAGGAAAUGAAAGGCGAAAUAGACCAGGAAAAGCUACAUAUCAAUGCUGCUCAGGUUGUGUGCGAGGAACUGUCUGUGUUGGUGGCAGAAGAUUACUUGAGAGCUGAACUUGUUAGGCACUUAGAAGGUGUCUUAAAGCCUUUCAAGGAGAUAGAACAAAAAGCAAGCAGUCUCAUUGAACAACUUCAGUUAACAUAUGCAAGUUCUCAUCAAUUCCAACAAAUGUCUAAGGACUUUCAAGUGUGGCUGGACUCAAAGAAGCAAACACAAAAUCAGUCUCGUCCCAUUUCCACUAAGCUAGAAUGCCUGCGGUCAUUAAUUGAGGAUCAGAAAGAAUUUAAGGCAGCAUUGUCUGACCAGAUUGGUUCUUAUGAAAAAAUAAUUGAGGAAGGUGAAAAUCUGCUUCAAAAGACUCAAGGGACAGAGAAAACUGAAUUGCAGUCCCAGCUGAACAUGUUGAAAGGUAACUGGGAUCAGUUGCAUAAACAAGUGAAUGAAAGGCAAGGUAAGUUGAAUGAUUGUUUGGAAAAGGCUCUCAAAUACAAAGAACAUGUAGAGUUCCUGCAACCCUGGAUAGCCAAGUGUCAAAAUAACUUAUCAAAAAUUAAAAUAGGCAUCGAUCCUUUUGAGAUAGAGAAUUCCAUUGCUCAGGUGAAGAUUUGGCAGAAGGACUUGGACAAACACCAAGGGAUUGCUGAACUAUUAAGUAAUGCAGCAGAGAAUUUUCUUAGUGCCUGUCAAACUGAUAAAGAUAUUAUUGAAGAGGAAAAGACACUCUUGAUGCAGAAGAUGGAUAUGGUCACAGGACAGUUACAUAUUAAAAGAGAUAAUUUGGAAAAGAUGUCUCGGAGGUUAAAAGCGUUUCAAGAAUCAUCCCAGGACAUUAAGGAGCAGUUGAAGAACACUAGGGAACAGUUAGAAAUACACAAUGCUCUUAAACCCCAGACUUAUAGUAAUAAACAUUUAACUAUUAUGCAGACUCAGCAGAAAGCACUUCAGACAUUAAAGUUACAAUUGGAUCUGACAAAAAAUCUUGCCCAGGAUCUGGUGGUGGAUGCUUCUGAUGCAACAAAUGUCUCUGACUUCUUGUUGCAGGCUGAAUCAUUAGAAGAAGAAUUCAACACUGUCAGCCAGCAGGUUGAAGAUGAAUGUUCCUUCCUGGAGACUAAGCUCCAGGGAAUUGGCCAUUUCCAAAAUACUAUACGAGAGAUGUUUUCUCAGUUUGCAGAGUGUGAUGAUGAGUUGGAUAGUAUGGCUCCCGUGGGCAGAGAUCUUGUCACUCUGCAGUCCCAACAAGAGGUUAUCAAAACUUUCCUUAAAAAAUUAGAGGAACUGAUCAGCAACAAUGAAAAUGCAAACAAGUCAUGUAAAGUUAUGUUAGCAAGUGAAGCAGAGGCAUCUCCUGAUCUUGCAGGUAUAAAAAGGGAUUUAGAGGCUCUGAAUAAGCAGUGCAACAAAUUAUUGGACAGAGCAAAAGCCAGGGAAGAACAGAUUGAGGGGACUAUUAAUCGUGUUGAAGAAUUUUACAGCAAACUAAAGGGAUUUUCCAAACUGCUUGAGCAAGCUGAAGAACAUGAAGAGUCUCAAGGUCCUGUUGGAAUGGAAACAGAGAUUAUUAAUCAACAACUGAAAGUAUUUAAGGUAUUUGAGAAAGAAGUGGUUGAACCACUGCAACUUAAACAGCAGGAGGUAAAUUGGUUGGGUCAAGGCCUUAUUCAGAGUGCUGCUAAAAAUGCAAGUACUAAUAACCUUGAGCAUGAUCUUGAAGAUGUUAAUACAAGGUGGAAAACUCUCAACAAAAAGGUUGCUCAAAGAGCAGCACAGUUGCAAGAAGCAUUACUGCACUGUGGGAGAUUUCAAGAUGCUGUUGAAUCUAUUCUUAGCUGGUUAAUUGACACAGAAGAUCUUGUGGCUAAUCAGAAGCCCCCAUCUGCUGAGUUUAAAGUUGUGAAGGCCCAAAUACAGGAACAAAAACUUCUUCAGAGAUUGUUAGAUGACCGCAAGCCUACUGUUGAAUUGAUCAAGCGUGAAGGGGAAAAAAUUGCAGAGUCAGCAGAGCUGGCAGAUAAAGAAAAGAUCUUGAAACAGCUGAGCCUCCUGGGUAGCAGAUGGGCUGCAUUGCUUGAUAAAGCAGAAAUGAGGCAUCGCCAAUUGGAAGGGAUUUCAACCGUAGCACAGCAGUUCCAUGAAACCUUAGAGCCACUGGUUGAAUGGUUAGCAACUACUGAAAAGAAGCUUUCCAAUUCGGAACCCAUUGGUACCCAGGCUUCCAAAUUACAACAACAAAUUUCUCAACAUAAAACCUUAGAGGAGGACAUCACCACUCACAAUAAAAAUCUACAACAAGCAGUUAAUAUUGGUCAGUUUUUAAAAACGUUGAGCUCCAGGGAAGAUAAAGAGAUGGUCCAAGAGAAAUUAGAUUCUUCAGAAGCCCAAUACACUGAGGUUCAAGAGAAAAGCAGAAGUAGGGCUGAGCUCCUGAACCAAGCCUAUUGCAAUGCUCAGAUUUUUGGAGAAGAUGAAGUUGAACUGAUGAACUGGUUGAAUGAAGUCCAUGAGAAACUGAGCAAAUUGGCAGUCCAAGACUGCAAUACUGACAUACUAGAGAAACAGCACAGUGAAAUGCUGGUUCUUCAAGAAGAGAUUAAAAUUAGAAAAGAUAACGUUGAUCAAGCUAUACAAAAUGGUUUAUUGCUUCUUAAACAAACUACAGGUGAUGAAAUUGUCAUAAUUCAAGAUAAAUUGGAAGGCAUCAAAGCAAGGUAUAAGGAUAUCAUUAACUUGAGUUCUGAUGUGUCCAAGACUUUAGAAGAGGCUCUUCAGCUUUCCAGGCAACUCCAGUCGGCUCACAAAGAACUCUGUUCUUGGCUUGACAAAGUUGAAGUGGAAUUACUUUCAUACAACUCUCAAGAUCCCAAAGGCAAAGAACUAAGUGAAGCGCAAGAAAGACAAAAAGAACUGAAAAAAGAAGCAAAGGAUAAGAAAAGUGUAUUGGACAAUCUCAAUGAGGUCAGCAGUGCUUUGUUGGAACUGGUGCCAUGGAGAGCAAGGGAAGGGAUAGAUAAAAUGGUUACAGAAGACAAUGAGCGAUACAGAUCAAUGAGUGACACUUUAAAUCAAAAAGUGGAAGAAAUUGAUGCUGCUAUUUUAAGAUCACAGCAGUUUGAUCAGGCAGCUAAUAAUGAAUUAGCCUGGGUUGACAAAACAGAAAAGAAACUGAUAUCUCUGGGCGACAUAAGACUUGAACGGGACCAGACCUUUGCUCAACUGCAAGUUCAAAAGGCAUUUACCAUGGAGAUUUUGAAACACAAGGAUACAAUAGAAGAACUUGUUUCAUCUGGGGAUCAGAUCAUGAAGACAUGCACAGAGGAGGAGAAACGAAGUAUGAAGAACAAACUAGAAAGUCUCUUACAUAAAUACGAUAUGCUCUGUCAAAUGAACUCCAAGAGAAACUUACAGCUAGAACGGGCUCAAUCUCUAGUUAGCCAGUUCUGGGAGACUUACGAAGAGAUUUGGCCGUGGCUAACUGAAACCGAGAUGAUAAUCUCACAGCUUCCAGCACCAGCUCUUGAAUACGAAACUCUAAGGCAGCAACAAGAAGAAUAUCGGCAACUCCGAGAGUUGAUUGCUGAACAUAAGCCUCACAUAGAUAAGAUGAACAAAACUGGACCUCAACUUCUGGAGCUGAGCCCAGGAGAGGGAUUUUCAAUCCAAGAGAAAUAUGUAGCAGCUGAUGCUCUUUACAAUCAAAUUAAAGAAGAUGUCAAAAAGCGGGCUCAAGCUCUGGAUGAAGCCAUUUCUCAAUCAACUCAGUUCCAUGACAAGAUAGAUUCAACUAUUGAGAACCUGGAACGUAUUGUUGAACGCUUGCGGCAGCCACCUUCAAUCUCAGCUGAAGUUGAAAAGAUUAAAGAACAGAUCAGUGAAAAUAAGAAUGUCUCUGUAGAUUUGGAAAAACUACAGCCAGUAUAUGAAACACUCAAACAGCGUGGAGAAGAAAUGAUUGCACGUUCAGAAGGAGCUGAUAAGGACAUAUCUGCUAAAGUGGUUCAAGAUAAGCUCGAUCAAAUGGUCUUCAUCUGGGAGGAUAUCCAUGCAUUGGCUGAGGAAAGAGAAGCUAAACUGCUUGAUGUCAUGGAAUUAGCAGAGAAGUUCUGGUGUGAUCACAUGGCUCUCAUAGCCACCAUCAAAGAUACUCAAGAUUUUAUCCGAGAACUAGAAGGGGCAGGGAUUGACCCUUCAGUGGUAAAGCAACAGCAGGAAGCCGCAGAGACCAUCAAAGAAGAGAUAGAUGGGUUACAAGAAGAACUUGAUGCAGUUGUGAAUCUUGGCUCCGAACUCAUAGCUGCAUGUGGCGAACCUGACAAACCUUUAGUCAACAAAAGUAUAGAUGAGCUAAAUUCCAUUUGGGAUGGUUUAAAUAAAGCAUGGAAGGAGCGUGUUGACAAGCUUGAAGAAGCUAUGCAGGCUGCUGUUCAGUAUCAAGAUGGACUGCAGGCUAUAUUUGACUGGGUGGAUAUUGCUGGUAGUAAAUUAGCUUCAAUGUCACCAGUUGGAACAGACCUAGAAACCGUAAAACAGCAAACAGAAGAGCUGAAGCAAUUUAAAAAAGGAGCCUACCAGCAACAGAUAGAAAUGGAACGAUUGAACCAUCAAGCUGAGCUGUUGUUGAAAAAAGUCACAGAGGAAAGUGAAAAGCAUACUGUUCAAGAUCCUUUGUCUGAACUCAAGUUAUUAUGGGAAUGUCUAGAAGAAAAAAUCAUUAGCCGCCAGCAUAAACUGGAAGGUGCUUUAUUAGCUUUGGGACAGUUCCAGCAUGCUCUGGAUGAGUUGCUGACAUGGCUGACACACACUGAAGACCUGCUGAAUGAACAGAAGCCAGUGGGAGGUGACCCCAAGGCUAUUGAAAUUGAACUGGCCAAACAUCAUGUGUUGCAAAAUGAUGUCUUAGCUCACCAGUCUACAGUGGAAACAGUUAAAAAAGCAGGAAAUGACCUGAUUCAAUCAAGUGCUGUGGAAGAAGCUAGCAAUCUACAAAGUAAACUUGAGCUUCUGAAUCAACGGUGGCAAAAUGUCUUGGAAAAAACAGAGAAAAGGAAACAACAGCUGGAUAGGGCCUUGAUCCAGGCCCAGGGUUUCCAUGGUGAUGUUGAAGACCUACAACAAUGGCUGACAGAAACUGAGCGUCACCUUUUGGCAUCAAAGCCUGUUGGUGGUUUACCAGAGACUGCAAGAGAGCAGCUUAAUACCCAUGUGGAACUUUGUGCUGCCUUUGAAGCUAAGGAAGAAACUUACAGAUGUCUAAUGCAGAAAGGCCUACAGAUGCUUGCAAGAUGCCCAGAGUCUAAGGAAACUAAUGUUGAGCAGGAUAUAAAUAAUCUUAAAGAAAAAUGGGAAUCAGUAGAAACAAAACUCAGCGAAAGAAAAAUAAAACUGGAAGAAGCCCUCAGUUUGGCAACGGAGUUCCACAAUUCACUUCAAGAUUUUAUCAACUGGCUUACUCAAGCUGAGCAAACUUUGACAGUGGCUUCUCGGCCAAGUCUUAUUUUAGACACUGUCCUGUUCCAGAUUGAUGAACACAAGGUCUUUGCCAACGAAGUAAAUGCUCAUCGUGACCAGAUUAUCGAGCUAGACAAAGCUGGAACUCAUUUGAAGUACUUCAGCCAGAAACAGGAUGUUGUCCUCAUUAAGAAUCUGCUCAUUAGUGUCCAGAGCAGGUGGGAAAAAGUAGUUCAGCGCUUAGUAGAAAGAGGAAGAGCUUUGGAUGAUGCAAGGAAGCGUGCCAAACAGUUCCAUGAAGCUUGGAUCAAACUUACUGAAUGGUUGGAUGAUUCAGAAAAGUCUUUAGAUGCAGAAUUGGAAAUUGCAAAUGAUCCAGACAAAAUUAAGAUGCAGCUUGUCCAGCAUAAGGAGUUCCAAAAAGCUCUUGGAGCCAAACAUUCUGUGUAUGACACCACAAACAGAAGUGGACGUUCUUUAAAAGAAAAAACCUCCCUUGCUGACGACAGUCUGAAACUGGACGAUAUGUUGAGUGAGCUCAGAGACAAAUGGGAUACAGUCUGUGGAAAAUCUGUAGAAAGACAAAACAAACUGGAAGAAGCCCUCCUGUUUUCUGGACAAUUUACUGAUGCUCUUCAGGCUCUCAUAGAUUGGCUUUACAAAGUAGAACCGCAGCUGGCCGAAGAUCAGCCUGUGCAUGGAGACAUUGAUUUAGUGAUGAAUUUGAUAGAUAAUCACAAAGGCUUCCAGAAGGAACUGGGGAAAAGGACAAGUAGUGUUCAGGCUCUGAAACGCUCUGCUCGAGAGCUGAUAGAAGGUAGCCGUGAUGAUUCCUCUUGGGUUAAGGUUCAAAUGCAGGAACUUGGUACUCGGUGGGAGACUGUGUGCACACUCUCUGUCUCCAAGCAAACACGACUGGAACAGGCCCUUCAUCAGGCAGAGGAAUUCCACUCAGUUGUCCAUGUGCUUCUGGAAUGGCUGGCUGAGGCUGAGCAGACCCUGCGUUUCCAUGGUAUCCUUCCAGAUGAUGAAGAGGCUCUGCGUAUGCUAAUAGAUCAGCAUCAGGAAUUCAUGAAGAAACUGGAAGAAAAAAAGAGUGAGCUAAAUAAAGCCACAGGUAUGGGAGAGGCCAUCCUGGCUAUUUGCCAUCCGGAUUCCAUCACUACCAUUAAGCACUGGAUAACAAUCAUCCGGGCAAGAUUUGAAGAGGUGUUAGCAUGGGCAAAGCAGCAUCAGCAGAGAUUGGCAGGAGCCCUGGCUGCCCUUAUUGCUAACCAGGAGUUAUUGGAAGCAUUAUUGUCCUGGCUGCAGUGGGCAGAGACAACGCUGAAUGAAAAAGAUAAGGAAGUCAUUCCUCAGGAGAUUGAUGAUGUCAAGGCACUCAUAGCUGAGCAUCAGACAUUCAUGGAAGAAAUGACCAGAAAACAGCCGGAUGUGGAUAAAGUUACUAAGACACAUAAAAGAAAAGCCGCUGAAACUGGCCCAAUCCAAUCUCAUAUUCCUGUAUUGGAUAAGGGAAGAGGAGGAAGAAAACGUUCUCCAAUCCCAAGCAUAUAUCCUUCAGGUGCCCAGACCCAAAUUGAAACAAAGAAUCCACAGAUUAACCUUUUGCUCAGCAAAUGGCAACAAGUCUGGCUUCUGGCCCUGGAGAGACGAAGGAAACUGAAUGAUGCCUUAGACCGAUUAGAAGAGCUGAGGGAAUUUGCCAAUUUUGAUUUUGAUAUUUGGCGGAAAAAGUAUAUGCGGUGGAUGAAUCACAAGAAAUCUCGAGUAAUGGACUUCUUUAGGAGGAUAGAUAAAGAUCAGGAUGGAAAGAUAACAAGACAGGAAUUUAUUGAUGGGAUUCUCUCUUCAAAAUUUCCUACUAGUCGCUUGGAAAUGAGUGCAGUAGCAGACAUUUUUGACAGAGAUGGUGAUGGCUAUAUUGACUAUUAUGAAUUUGUAGCAGCACUUCACCCGAACAAGGAUGCGUACAAACCUCUGACAGAUGCAGACAAAAUUGAAGAUGAGGUGACAAGGCAAGUAGCAAAAUGUAAAUGUGCAAAGCGAUUCCAGGUGGAGCAGAUUGGUGACAAUAAGUACAGAUUCUUCCUGGGAAAUCAGUUUGGUGAUUCCCAGCAGCUUCGUCUUGUCCGUAUCCUGCGGAGCACUGUUAUGGUUCGUGUUGGAGGUGGUUGGAUGGCACUAGAUGAGUUCUUAGUGAAAAAUGAUCCAUGCAGAGCAAAAGGGAGGACAAACAUGGAGCUCCGUGAGAAGUUCAUUUUGGCAGAUGGUGCUUCCCAAAGUAUGGCUGCCUUCCGAUCAAGAGGACGUAGAUCACGGCCUUCUUCAAGGGGUGCUUCACCCAACAGAUCCAUGUCUGUGUCCAAUCAACCUGCCCAAGGAAGUCCAGCUUCAGCUCUUGCUGCUAGCACACCCAAGACACCCCAUCCUUUAACACGCAACUAUGGUAAACCAUGGUUGAUAAACAGCAAAACGUCAUCUCCCUGUAAGCCAUCAGAGUGCUCUGAAUAUCAAGUAUCAUCCACAGAGGGAACUCCAAUACAAGGGAGUAAACUUAGACUGCCAGGAUAUCUGUCUGGGAAAGUUUUUCAUUCUGGAGAAAAUAAUGGCCUAAUUUCAACAGCAGCCUCAAGAGCCAGAGCACAUUUUGCAGAAACUAGAAAAGCACCAAGCAGGCCUGGAAGUCGUGCUGGAAGUAAGGCCGGCAGCAGAGCAAGCAGCCGCCGGGGCAGUGAUGCUUCUGACUUUGACAUUUCGGAAAUCCAGUCUGUGUGCUCAGACCUGUCAGAAACUGUUCAUACCCCAGUCAGACCAACGCCCCGACCAAAUUCUCGGUCCGCCUCGGGAAAGCCUUCCAAAAUUCCAACUCCGCAAAGACGAUUGCCGGCCAGCAAAUUAGACAAGUCCUUCAAGAGAUAAUGCAGUUGGCUCCUCAAGGUCUUUUCUUUGUGCAUUAAAUAUUUAAGUUUGUAAGAUGUAAAUUAUCCUGUAGAAAUUAUUGUGAAAUAUGAUGAGAGUUGGAUUUUUAAUUUUGCAGAUGGCCUUAUUUGUGUAUUGGUCUUGUUAUUUUAUGUGUAUAGUUUUUGUCAACUUUUGUUUGUUUAUGCCAUAUUCUAUGUGAAUAGGAGAACAUUUUUUUAAUGUAAACUAACAAUUGUUUGCAGUAACAUAUAGAGAGAUCACUAAAAGCAGUUACCGCUGACUCUUUGCAUCAUACAUCCGCCUGGCCUGUUGCUUCAUCAUUUACAGUAAAGGAUACCUCAGAACUUGGUCUUCAUACAAAUGACAAAAAGCAAAAUAAUACAUUUUGAGCUAACAGCGUGGACCUUAAUGACAUGUGACCGGAAUCUAAACAACAGGAAGUGAAGACAUGGUUCUUUUUGCAGUUACAGUAAUUAAACAAUAUCUUCCAGAAAAUUCAUAAAUACUCCAAUAUAUUCCCAUGUUUUUCUGUGUGCUGUUGCUUUAAAAGAUGGCAGAAACAAUCUUGGUAUGGGGGGGUCUUACACUUGCAUCCAAAUGUCAGUAUAACCUGCAUUCGUGGUAAUGUGAGGUUUUUUUUUGCUUGAGUGGAUGAUAGCAUUGUAUCAUUGGACUCAUUUUAUAUCAAAGCAGUUUUGCUUGCAGAAAGAAAAAAAAUCUACAAAAUAAAUCUUGUCCCUUCUCUUUA